UGUCACACCCUGGGAGAGGCGCGUUGUUGAAGUCUCCACAGAUUAUUGCUUUAUGGUCCCUCCUCCCACUCUCCUCCUAGAAACUCCACCCUUGUUUUAAUUUCGCCCAAGUGACUGGCACUAAGACGGAAGCGGUUUAUGGAUUGUUGCAACCAGUAGGGAUCUUAGUGUGCCCUGUAGGACCCCACAAAGAUCUAAACUUACACAGAUAAAGGAGCUGAGCAGGCUGAAUUACUUUUUAUAUUUUGGUUGGAAACUAAGCGUUUGCUUAUCUUGUGUAGAAAGUGAACAUUAUGCACUUAGGAUUAUAUGCGACGUUAUUCCUUUUAAUGGUGCCAACAGCAUGCUGCAGUGUCUGUUUGAAGAAUCCUAUGACUGUAUUUGUGCCAGAGGAACUAGAGGCAAAUCAAUUUGUUUUCAAAGUGGAUAAUGUAAGUAACUGUUGGCCAGCCGGUGGCCUGCUGUUUUCCUCCAAUGACCCUGGCUUUAUUGUUCAUAAAGACGGGUCAGUAUUUACAUCUCAUUAUGUCAAGCUGCCCUCUGGACAGAAGAAAAUUAGUAUGUUGGUCAAAGACCCUCAGAAAAAUGAAGAAUGGACUUGUGAUAUUUUAUUAUCUGCUACACAGAAUGAUAAGGCAGAGAAUCGAAGACAAAAAAGAGAAGUGGUCCUUAAACGUACAAAAAGAAGAUGGCGCCCUCUGCCUCAUUCAAUUAUGGAAAACUCAUUGGGUCCUUUUCCAGAAUUUGUUCAGCAGAUUCGGUCUGAUGCUGAACAGAACGGGAAAGUGUUUUACAAAAUAAGAGGACCGGGAGUUGAUGAACCUCCAGUAGGCUUGUUUUCAAUUUUGGAAGGGAGUGGAAACAUCUCUGUCCACAGACCUGUGGAUCGUGAAGAAUAUCCAGAAUUUAAAUUUUUUGGCGAUGCAUAUUUUUAUAGUAACAACCAAAAAGCAGACUUGACUCUUGAUAUCACUAUUAAAGUGGAAGAUGCAAAUGACAACACACCUGAAUUUACUGAGAAAGUUUUUAGGAUAUCGGUUCCUGAAAAUGCUAAAACAGAUACAGUCAUCUAUAAACUUUCUGCGACAGAUCGAGAUGAAAAUGGCACACUGAAUACUAAGCUGAAGUACAAGAUAACAAGUCAGCAGCCAGCAGGACUCUUCAGUAUUGAACCAGCGAAAGGAGAAAUUAGUUUACGUUCUCCUGGACUAGACAGAGAGGUACAAGGUACCCAUGAACUUAUUCUCGAAGUACGGGAUAUGGAUGGGGCAAACUAUGGUCGUUAUUCUACUGGAUCUGCAGUCAUCACAGUUUCAGAUGUCAAUGACAACUUACCAUUUUUCUUGUCAGCAUCUCUUUCUUGUAAUGUGUCUGAAAAUACACAAAAUGUCCAGAUUCUGCGAAUCCCCGUGGAUGACAAGGAUUUAAUAAACUCAUCCAACUGGAGGGCCAAAUUUAAGAUUAUAAGUGGAAAUGAGAGAGGACACUUCAAAAUUGAGACUGAUCCAGUAAGAAAUGAAGGCAUAUUGAGUGUUAUCAAGCCACUAGACUAUGAAGCAACACAGAAUGUUAAAUUGAAGGUAGCAGUGGAAAAUGAAGCUCCAUUUGAAGGAAGUGCAAGCUUUAACACUAUUCCUGUUGAUGUUGCUGUAACCAAUGUUGAUGAGGGACCAGAAUUUGAGAUGCCAAUUAAGAUUAUCAAUGUUCGUGAAGAUGUGGCCAUUGGAAAAGAAAUUGGGUCAUAUACUGCAAAAGACCCAGAGACUAAAACUAGUGCCAACAUAGGGUACAAAAAACUAUCUGACCGUGAUGGAUGGUUUAAUAUUGAUGAAAAAACAGGCAUCAUCAAAACUGCAAAACAACUUGACAGAGAAUCCACGUGUGUACAGAAUGAUGAGUACAACAUCACAGUCCUUGCAGCAGACACAAGUCAAAAAUCCAGUACUGGUACUGUUGUUAUCCGCCUCAUUGAUGUAAACGAUAAUGAUCCUGUCAUUACCAUCCCAAAUGUCCACCUGUGCAAGUCAGACAUUGGAACUCCUUUUACUGUUAUAACAGCCAAUGAUUCAGAUAAAGAACCCAAUUCUGCUCCUUUCACUUUCAGUUUACCAGAAAAUCCUCCAGAUGUUAGAAAGUACUGGACAAUAGAGAAGAUCAGCGACACAGAAGCACACCUUUCAGAACGUGGAGAUCUUGCCCUUCACGUAUAUAAAGUCCCAAUAUUAAUUCAGGAUCAACAAGGCAAAGGCUCAGAACAGACUGCAACAGUUUCAUUUUGUGCCUGCAGUGAUGGCAUCCAUUGCUCUGAUCGUAGAUCAGGUUUGUCAGCAGUUCUAGGAGUCUGGGCAAUCCUUGCAAUGAUAUUUGCAGCGUUACUGCUACUCUGUAUCCCAUUAGCUCUUUUCUGUGGAGUAAAAGGGAGUCUAAAACAGAUACCUGAAGACACAACCCAGCAGCAUUUGAUUAUUUCAAAUACUGAAGCUCCAGGUGAAAAUGUAAUGGAUGGCAAUGUCAAGAUUCCUUUGCAAUCUUUAGAACCAAGUGCUACUGGAGAGGGUACUCUCCGAGCUGCUGCUGAUGUUGCUGUCCGUAAUGGUAUAACUAAACAGGAGGAAGUUCAUCGGACUAUAAUGAAUGGAAGUGCACAUUCUCUUAGCAGUAUUCCAGGUCGUGGUCGAAUUCCAAAAGGGUUUGAUACCUCUAAAUUCACCACUUUAGAAUGGCAGCAAUUUAUGUGGAGUCGCAUUGGAGAAAAAGUGAUUUUGAAUAACCAAGAUGAUGAUCGUGAAAUAUCUAACGAUGGUGUUCGUGAAUAUUUUUUUGAGGGGACUGGAUCAGCUGCUGGAUCUGUUGGCUGUUGCAGCAUUCUGGGUGAUGAAGAUCGACUAGACAUGUUAAAUAAUCUAGGACCUAGGUUUAAGAAUUUAGCAGACAUCUGUAUGAAAAAGUGAAACCCCAGUCACUGAGCCGAAUGGUGCUGCAAGAAUUUACUGUAUAACUGAAUUCUGAGUGUUAGAACAGCCAUUUAAAAGCCAGAAGGCUCUGGAGGGCACGAGAACGUUUUUGUAUUUGUCAUGGUAUGCUGACAGCAAUCUAAAUGUCAGCCUCUUGUUUGUCUACAAAUAAUGUUGCACUUUUUAUGUGUACAUAUUGUACAGAAAAUAUUACAUUUUAGUUUUUUUUAAACAUAUUGAUUAAUGUAAGAACAGCUUUGUUUUAUAUUACUGACUUUUAAAUUUCAUCUCUUGCAGUGUAAUUUGUCUGUGUUAUGUCCUUCAUGUAGCAGCUAAAAGAUGUUUUGUAUUUUUUGUUUUAAAGGGUAUAGUAGCUUUACUGCCAGAAACGUAAAGUCUCUGGCACAGUGACUUCAAGUGAAAAGUAGGAGAACCCCUGUAGUCUUCUAGUUGUUUGGGUAAUAGGAUGGACUGAACAUUCCUAAGCUACAGCCUUUGAUGAGUAAAAGUGUUAUGAACUAAGCAGUCACUUGGAGUCUUAAGCUGUGUGAUAAGUUACUGCUCAAGGUUUUUUAUUUUUUCUAGACACAGAAGUGUUAUAUACAAGUGUACUUAUUCAUCUGCACCUGGGACAGUGUGAUAAUUUGCUGCCUAAAUAUUUUCUUGUCUAGACAGUGAUGCAUUACGUGCAAUUGUAUUUUCUCAUCACUAGUCAGAAGAGGAAUGUAGGUUGCUGUCAUGAAGGCAAAAUAAUAUUGUAAAUGUUGCUUUCCCAAACAAAAAUAUCAUACAUCUUAUGGUCUUGCUAGCGAUUGUCCUGGACACAUUCUCUGGUAGAAGUUACUUUCCCAACUUGCUAGUCCAUGUUCUGCACAGGAAGCAUGUCUUGUCUGCUGUCCUGGAUGACUUGUUGCCCACUUAAAGCCUGAGUGCCGGAGGGCCUGCAGUUGUGUGGAGAAACACAAAUUUUUAAGUUGCUUUUUUUCCAGAGUGAUGAGAAUGAAGUGAUCUAUCCUGCCUGUAGGUAUGGUAAGUUUUGAUAAACUGAGUAAAAAUGGGUUUACAGAAGCCAAAAGCUUGUGAAAGCACUGGUUUACAACCACUUUUGGUGUUUGUGAGGAAAAAAAAAAACACCCAUUUCACAUUGUGAUUGGCUACCUGCCUUUGCCCAGCUUUUACACGUAGAGAGAGCAAAUAUGCCGAAUGGGUGAUUGAUGGCCCCUUUCUGCAGCACCAGAUGGCAGGGAACCAGAAAACACUGAUGUUAAGUCACUGGACCUGUCUUCCUAAUAUAUGGAUAAUUAGUAAGUAUCAUACUUUUUGGAGUCCCCACCCCCUUAAAAUAACUUGCAGAUUGGGUGACAACAGUGUUUAUAAAUACACAUGCAAAUUCCACUGGAUUUCCAUCUUGCAUAUCUUUUAGCCACUUGGAGAGUAGAUGCAGAUCAAGAAAGGCUUUUGUUUAGCUAUUGUAAAACCAUUUUCAUAUGUGCAAGUAUGAGCGCAUGUUAUAUUUUAUAAUGCAUUUUAAUGUGUAAUGCUGCUUCAUUUUUCUAAGAAAUUUGGACUGAAAGGGAUCUGUACAUGACAACUUGUGAAAUUUGAACUUUUCUGUGCCUUUCUUUUAUUAUAUGUUCAAACUUGUCACUGGUGAAGCUUUUAGAAGAAAAUGUACUUUACAGGUUUUAAAAAUAAACGUGUUUGGUAAGUAAAA
Molecule: messenger RNA, 4668 nt
Organism: Protopterus annectens (West African lungfish)
Lineage: Eukaryota; Metazoa; Chordata; Ceratodontiformes; Protopteridae
Product: desmocollin-3-like
Exons: 16
Coding region: 294-2951 (885 amino acids)
Biological process (GO): brain development; blood vessel morphogenesis; multicellular organism development
Cellular component (GO): cytoplasm; neuron projection; catenin complex
Molecular function (GO): calcium ion binding; cadherin binding
Source: RefSeq, a predicted model, not a curated record